Condylura cristata (star-nosed mole) is the source of this 5361-nucleotide messenger RNA. RefSeq names its product B-cell scaffold protein with ankyrin repeats 1 (gene BANK1). Bases 1 to 5361 code for a protein of 1786 amino acids. The transcript is spliced from 26 exons. Gene Ontology annotation, biological process: B cell activation; negative regulation of phosphatidylinositol 3-kinase/protein kinase B signal transduction; negative regulation of B cell activation. The record is from RefSeq and is a predicted model, not a curated record. Lineage: Eukaryota; Metazoa; Chordata; Mammalia; Eulipotyphla; Talpidae. Gene Ontology annotation, molecular function: protein tyrosine kinase binding; signaling receptor binding.
AUGCUGACGAGCGAUGCUGCCGACUCGCAAAGUCGGCUGCAGCUCUUGUGGCUCAGAGCCACCCGUGUGGUGGAAAAUUUGUGGAUGAGAAAACCAAAGGCCGACAGCUUAGGCCACCUGCAGGUGGACGUGACGAGCACGCGUGGCCGCAGGUGGCAGUGGCCCGCCCCCGUCUCGUGGCCGGCCGUGGUGUCUGAGGCAUGUGCUGGGCAGGUCACGAGUCAUCAGGUCAUCGGGGACAAGGCCAGUAGCCUGUCCUGCCCCCAGACUGAGGGUCCUCAGGCGCUCGCCCAGGCCCAACGCUUCGGCCCCAGUGGGAUUGACCCGCUGCCCUGCGUGACCUCGCGGCUGGCCCGCGGUGGCCGUCUGCUGCGAGUUGCAGCCCCGGCUCUGCGGCGGCCCCGAAGCUCUCCUCGCCGACGGCGGCGGCGGCCGGCGGUGUGUCCCCAGGCUGCGAGUGUCCUGCGAGUGACCCGCCCGGGACGUCAGCGCUGUCCCGUCAGCUCGGCCAGCGCCGUGGCCCGUGGAGCCCCGUGGGGCGCGGCGUUUGGCUGCCCGGGGACCUCCCCGCCCAGGGACCCCCAGCCGGCCCGUCUCUCGGGCAUCCGCAGUUCGCACUGCUGCUCCUGCCCGUUUUCCGGGAGCCCCAGGCGCCGGUGCCCCACUGGCCACGCGGGCCCGGCCACCGCGAGCGCCUGCGGCCCCUCCCGCGCAGGAGCACAGGCGCUGCAGCGCUGUGUCCGGAGCCUGACGUGUGGGGGAGAUCCAGGUGCGCCCUUGAGUGGGGGCGGGGCUGCUUUCCCGCUGACGUGUCUGCGCGCAGGCCUGGCCAGCGAGGGGGACGCAGGCGCUGCAGCUCCGGCGGGCGCAGCCGAGCCGUGUCCGGCACCGGGCUCCGUUUGGACGGGGGCCUGCACGUGUAGCGCGUCUGCGGGCGACCGCGUGGCGGAUCGUGUGCGGGGCGCAGGUCGCGCGCAACGAGCAGCUGAGCAGCACGGGCACGCGGGAGACAAGGGGCCUCUGCGCGUCCGGAGGCCCCGAAGCCGGACGCUGAGGGAGCGGGCCGGGGCAGGCGGCACGUCCAGUCUGCUAAACACAGGCACCAGCAACGGGCAGCCUGGGGGAGAUCGGCCGACGCAGCGGCUGGGCCCGUCCGGAGCGAGCAGCUGCAGCAGCGCCCAGGCCGUGGGGACAGAGGGACUCGGGCGGGAGCGGCCGCGCCUCGCCGCCCCCAGGGCUGCUGACGGCCGCCAGGGCCCAGCUCUCCGUUCGGAUGCCGUCACGCAAGCCUGCGACCUCCGCGUGACGUGCAUCCACAGUGCGUGUGGCUGCGCCGUCGUGGCAGGCCCCGCGACCGCGGAAGUCCACGUGACCAGAGGAGUAGCUGACACACAGCUCCGUCAGUGUGGCCACGUGGUUUCCGUGGACUGUGACGUGAUUGCCACAGCCGCUGCAGCUGACACCGUCAUCACGUGGAGAUACAAAAUCUUCUGUCUCUUUUCAUGCGAACUAGGAGCUGAGUUCAACAAGUCGCGAGUGACCGUGGAGCACGUCAGUGAACUGCAUGGGCUUCGCUGUGUAAAGCGGUUCCUAACUCGGUUACGCGGAGCCCCCGGUGCGCCUGACGGCCGCUGGCUGGGCCCUGUGCGAGUGCGGUGGCGGGACAGUGGCGGCGGUAGCCGCCGGAACGCGCGGGCCGCGGUGGCUUCCUGCCCCCAGCAGCACGAGAACCUUGUCCCGUCCCUUGCCCUUGACAACUCCCGCAAGCCCGGCGCCUCACGCGGCCCCAGGUGCCCGCCGGGAAGGACGUGUGCCCGGCUCUCUGCCCGGCUCUCUGCCCGGCUCUCUGCCCGGCGCUCGUCAGCAAAGCGACCCGUCAGUGGCACUGUAGCCCCUGGGGAUCACAGGGCGUCGCGCGGCCUCGGGGGGCAUCGGCUCCCUCCUGACACCGCCCCUCCCUCCACGCGGACCCCUGGGGAGCCGCCGCCCGCGCCGGGUGGCCACUCACCUUGGGCAGCUGCCCAGGCCGGCGCCGAGACGGCGACCGUGGCCGCGGCCGUGGCUGCUUGUCCAAGCGUCUCGCCUGUCCCUUGCGGGCUGGCGAAGGCCGGUCGCUGUGCAGCUCACGCCGAGCACCUGGUGGCCGACCUCGUCCACUGCGUCCUCGCCGGCCUGCGCGUGUGCCGUCUGUUCACGGCACGAGCGGAAACUCUGCAGCGAGACAAAGGCAGGGGGAAGCGCCGGAAGCGCUCACGGCGGCUGGGCGCCGCUCCAGGGGUGCCGCAGGGCCGCGCUCAGCUGGGCGUCCCCGGGGGCCGCUGGGAGCUGUCCACGGAGCAGAGCCCCGGAGACUACGUGGGCGUGCUGGAGAGCGUGCUGCGCCGAGGCCGGCGUGACGACCCCGGCCACGGCCCUGCCGGCCUCACGUCCCCCCGUGGCUGUGCCACGUGCCGGCAGCGCAGGGCCGGCAUCCGCGCGCUUCCUGGGCCGGCGCGCGCCUCGCUGCUAACCGGCGGCGUGCUUAUCCCGCAGGACCCCGGCGAGAUGUUUGUUGUGUUGAGAGAUGAAGUGACCGGCGGCACAGUGGACGUCGAGUUCUCGGCGAGGGAGCAGCGUGCGCGGGCCCGGGCAGCCCCCUGGAGCAAGACGGUCUGGCGCGUGAAGGCCGUCGAUUUCCCCGCCGGCCCGGUGGCCGUCCAUGUCCACUGCGACGGACUCCUCGUGGCCACGGCAGAGAUCACGUACCACGCGGCAGCAAGGGCGGCGGCACCGGGCGCGCCGGCAGGGGACGCCGAGUGCCAGCGCACCCUGGCGGAGCUGGACGGAGCCCUGACGGCGCUGCUGAGACGCGACAUCCCCAACUACCGCUUCCAGCCGGCCCAGCCGCAGGCCUGCGCGCGGACGGAGCCGUCGCCACUGAUGCUGCGGAGCCUUGGAUAUCCCCCCGUGGGGCUGAAGAAUCAGGACUUGUGCGCGCUCUCUUCGAAGAGAGGCUCUCGGCCGACAGAGAUACUGUUCACUCUCCAAACGGACAUCCCAUGGGGUCCCUUUGGCGGGCGUGGGCGAGAAGCCACCCCGGGGUCUGCACCGGACCUGAGCAGCCCGACCCGGCUGUCCCCUGAGCGCCUCCCCGUGCGGGUCAGUGUCGCGGCCGAGAGCCCGGCGCUGCGGCAUGUGGCCAUCCAAGAAAUUAGUAGAAAUAACGAACAAGAAAACAACUGCGAAGAGGCCUUGGCGGUGUGGUCUCCCGACACAGCUGCGCGGCUCCGGCGUCCUCCCGGCCACGAGCAGACGCGCGGGCUGGACACCGGCGGGGCCGAGGCCUCCAGGGCGGCACAGGAAGGCGGGCAGGGCGCGGCCUGCGCCGAGGGCACCGAGAGCCAGUACGAGGACCUGUACGUGUGUGUGCCGGGAGGCGGCCCCGAGUGCCUCCCGCCGAGCCCGAGCCCCAGCGGCAGGCCCCCGCUGCCCCCGCCCCGGGCCGUGCCCGCCUCCCCCCAGCUGGAGAAACCCCGUGGCGCUUCACAAGGUAACGUGUGCGCGAACGUCCGUCUUCCUCCAGUGCGGCCUUGGGAGGGCCAGCGUGGGCUGCUGACUCCUGCUCACAGAGGGCGCGGGGACAGUCAGGUGCUGGCCGCGUCCGGAGCGGCCCACACAGCUGCUCGGCCCAGCCCGCCCAUCGGGCUCACCCCGCUGGCGAGCACGGUGUCCCCCGUACCUCCAGUGACUGUCACAGUGACCAUGGUGCUGGGCGGUGCAUUUUGGGGCGGUCGGGUCAGCCUGCCCGGGACCCAGCAGUGUGACCCAGAAGCACGGCUGACAGGCUCGCAGCCGGAAGCCCGCGGUCUCUGCAGAGGAGCCUGUACCCAGCCUGCCGCCGCCCAGGCUUCCUGCGUCGGCUCCACGCGCUGGCUGUUCGUCCAGCAGCUGCCGUCCCCCCACUGGGAGACGCUGGAGGGCCUCGUGGACAGGCAGCCCAGCGGAGGCACUGCUGGCUGGAGGCCAGAGCCAGCAGGGGGCCCCCAGGAAGAGGAGGAGCCAGAGGAGGACCCCUACACCUUUGCUGAGGUCGAGGACAGCGAGUACGACGUGAUCCUGGCUGACAGGAGCAGCGCGAGGCGAGCCGGCCGGUCCUUCCUCAUCAACAGGCCCCCGGCCCCCACGCCGCGGCCCGCGUGCACCCUGUCGGGAGACGCGGCCAGGCCCUACAUCGCGCAAGUGUUUCAACAGAGGACGGAAAGGACAGCCAGAGCACAGCCUGACGGGGACAGGACCCACGGGCCUCGGAGGCAAGCAGACCGGCCUGGCGCACAGAGCCAGGUCCACACCCCGGUGAGGGCCCACCUGGACGCAGGCAGGGAGCCCAGCGCCCUGCAGGACAAGGCCCGCGGCGGGAGGCUGGCGGCGGACCAGGCCCUGGAGCACCUGCGGCCCCGGCACAGGGGGACCGGCCCGGAGACACCACGGCAGGGGUCGCGGCCCUUCGGCCGGGGCUACCCGGCGGGGCUGGCUCCUGCCUCCACCCGUCUCUGCAAGGGCUGGGAGGUGCCCGCGCAGGUGGCGCCCCCACGGGAGUGUGCCCUGGCGCUGGUGUGCAGGACGCGGCCUCUGGCCAUAGGCAGGUUCCUCCCACCGGCCGCGCCUUGGCGGCUCAUCCCAGAUGGGGCAGCGUCUGCCGCGGGUGAGCGCUCAGCUUUCGGCUUGUCCUUUCCCAUGCCGCUGGCUGCUGGCUUCGUGGCAGGAGGGGCGGGAGGUGCUCGGCCUGGCCCGCUCACCGUGCUUGUGCUGGCAGCCGGCUCGAGCCCGGCCCUGGACAAGCAGCGCGCACCCCGAGACAGCGUGGUCGGGAGGAAGCUGGAAGACGACGCCCGUGGCCUCAUUCAGCCGGACACCACGCUGAGCGUACAGCGCCCUCGGGGCAAGACGGACAGCCCCGAGGUGCUGCUGCUGGGUGAAAUGGGUCACGGGGAAGGCAGGUACCCAGGCUCGCUCAUCGCGUGGCCUCGUGUGGAACACGUAGCCAGGCAUCCCCCCCCUCUGGGGACAUGCGGACUUGGAGCCAGGGUGCAGUCUGGGGGUACUGAGGGUGUCACCGGGUACGAUGGGGAGGCCGGGUGUCCAGGCUGCAGGGGCAGAAAGGAGCAGCAGAAGCCAGCUGGGGAGAAGUGGGCGUCUCCUGCGGGACCCAGCAGGGCUGUGGGGACGGCCGCUGAUGGCGAGCUGCGGGCAGUAGCCCGAGGAAGCCUUGUCCACCCGCCCAUCAGCCUCUGCGGGGUCUUGGCAGCGUGCUGGUUGGUCAGCGGCGCCUUUCGACACCCCCUCAUCCCUCAGCGCCUGUUCUUUGCGUAUGUGGCUUCGUAA